Messenger RNA from Wasmannia auropunctata (little fire ant), 416 nucleotides. RefSeq names its product lipase 3-like. NCBI's taxonomy places the organism in Eukaryota, Metazoa, Arthropoda, Insecta, Hymenoptera, Formicidae. The coding region runs from base 93 to 299 and encodes 68 amino acids. The record is from RefSeq and is a predicted model, not a curated record. The transcript has 2 exons.
UUCAAUCUUACGACUAUGGUUAUUUGGGCAAUUACAAACAAUAUGGCCAAAUAACACCUAUUACGUAUGAUCUUAAAAAAGUUACUGUACCCAUGGCUUUAUUUUACGGCGCUAAUGAUAUGGGUGUUAUAAAAUCGAAUGUCCUCGAGAUAUAUAAACACUUGCCGAAUGUUAUUCUGCUAGAGGAAAUUCCACAUAAAUUAUUUUCGCAUUUUGAUUUUCUAGGGGCCAUCGAUGUUAAAACUUUAUUGUAUGAUCGUGUAAUAGAAUUACUUCGAAAAUUUGAUAAUCAGACGUAAACAAUCGAUGAUAAAUUAAUCUAUUAUAUGUCUGAUACUUUCUUGUUAAAAACAUUUAUCUAUUUUUGGUAUUUGAUUGGCAUAUAUGUAUAUAAAAAAUCAAUGUUUCUUUCUUGU